This is a messenger RNA of Argentina anserina (silverweed cinquefoil), 920 nucleotides long. RefSeq names its product nudix hydrolase 12, mitochondrial-like. Gene Ontology annotation, molecular function: pyrophosphatase activity. The record is from RefSeq and is a predicted model, not a curated record. The coding region runs from base 90 to 734 and encodes 214 amino acids. Gene Ontology annotation, cellular component: cytoplasm; nucleus. Lineage: Eukaryota; Viridiplantae; Streptophyta; Magnoliopsida; Rosales; Rosaceae. The transcript is spliced from 6 exons.
UUGUGAUCUUGGUUUUGCUCUCAAUGUCGAAACUUUAGUCCUAAUUGUUGAGGCCUUGAGGGUGUUUGGUUCUGCAGAUUAUUGAAAUCAUGUCUUGUAUGACAGCAAGAACAGGGCGACAGAGACAGCGGUACGAGGAUCAAUUGAGGCUUGUUUCAGGAUGUAUACCUUAUAGGUUUGAAGAGAUGGUAGGGAGUAGCGAUUGUAAUUUAGAGAAGAAGUUGCUUGUUCUGAUGAUAUCUUCACCAAAUCGAGAUGAUCUUGUCUUUCCAAAGGGUGGAUGGGAGAAUGAUGAAACCAUGCAUGAAGCUGCAUGUCGUGAGGCCCUAGAAGAAGCAGGAGUGAAGGGAGUUCUUGGUGAAACGCCACUAGGACAGUGGGAAUUCAGAAGCAAGAGCAAACAGAACAAUGGCAGCCCGCAAGGUGGUUGUAGAGGUUACAUGUUUCCCCUAAAGGUUACUGAAGAGCUCGACUCCUGGCCCGAGCAGGCCAGCUAUGGAAGAAAAUGGGUUACCAUAGAGGACUCAUUCAGAUUCUGUCGGUAUGACUGGAUGCGAGAAGCUCUUAGAAAGCUUUUGACAUUGCUCUCAGAGAACACGGAAAAUGGCCCGAGAGAAGAAAUGGACGGACUUCCACUGAGGCCAGUUAUCUCAGAAGUCGGAUCAGAGCAUAAAAUAUCAUCACCAUCCGGCUGCUUUGCUACCCAUUCUAGUGUUCAGCAGCUCGCAGCUUGAAAAAUCAUAUGUCAAACGCAUUGUUCACAGGGCUAAUGAAUCAUGUCUAUAUCAAAAUCAAAGCCUUUGUACUGAGGAUUCCCAUUGUAGUAAUUCCUAGACAUUCUUUGUUGUAUUUCUUUGGUAAUUCUGUUUAACCUGUAAAUAAAUCGUGAUUAUUAGAAGGAAUAGUUGGUUUCUCUUGUA